Guillardia theta CCMP2712 is the source of this 978-nucleotide messenger RNA. RefSeq lists its product as hypothetical. Gene Ontology annotation, cellular component: cytoplasm. Gene Ontology annotation, biological process: peptidyl-threonine phosphorylation; peptidyl-serine phosphorylation. Gene Ontology annotation, molecular function: protein tyrosine kinase activity; ATP binding; protein serine/threonine kinase activity. The annotation marks the transcript as partial. NCBI's taxonomy places the organism in Eukaryota, Cryptophyceae, Pyrenomonadales, Geminigeraceae. The record is from RefSeq and is a predicted model, not a curated record. The transcript is spliced from 14 exons.
GAAUCCAAGGACUAUCCUAUUGAGAUAAAUGGCGUAAUAGCAGGCCGCUAUCAGAUCUUGGAGUUUCUUGGAGCAGCUGCUUUCAGCAAAGCUGUGCAAUGUGUGGACUUGACCGACGGGUCGUAUGUUUGUAUCAAGAUUAUCAAGAACAACAAGGAUUUCUUUGAUCAGAGCUUGGACGAGAUCAAGAUCCUGAAGUACAUAAAUGCGCAUGACAGUCGAGACGAACAUCAUCUGUUACAGCUAUUCGAUUACUUUUACUUCAAAGAGCACUUGUUUAUUGUGACUGAGCUUCUUCGAGAUAAUUUGUAUGAGUUCAGCAAGUUCAACAGGGAAAGCGGAGCUGAAAGUUAUUUCACGAUGCCGCGUUUGCAAAAGAUAACCAAGGAGUGUUUGGUUGGACUCAAGUUUGUGCACGCCCUCGGACUUAUUCAUUGCGACCUAAAACCUGAAAAUAUAUUGAUCCGAUCUUACAGCCGAUGUGAGAUCAAAAUUAUUGACUUUGGAAGCUCUUGUUUCAUAACAGAUCAUCUGACAUCUUACGUGCAAUCACGAUCAUAUCGCGCCCCGGAAGUGAUCUUGGGUUUGCCAUAUGACCAGCAGAUAGAUAUGUGGUCACUUGGUUGUAUACUUGCGGAACUUUGGACCGGUAGAGUGCUGUUCCAGAAUGACUCCUUGGCAACCUUGUUGGCCAGAGUUGUAGGUAUAUUAGGAGGGAUAGAAGAGAACAUGCUCUUUCAGGGAAGAUACACACACAGAUUCUUUACAAAAACAAAAAUUAUUUAUGAUCGGUUAUCAGACGAUAAUGGAUCACUUGUUUAUAUCUUUCCGAAGAAGACGACGUUGAGACACCGACUUGGAACUGAUGACGAAUUGUUUAUUGACUUCAUUGACAAGUUACUGCAAGUGAACCCCACAAAAAGAUUUACCGCAGAACAAGCUUUGCACCAUCCUUGGCUUGCGCAUCAAUACGCAUGA